GCGUAUUUUGCUUUUACGUACAAACAUGACAUCGAGCGUAACCUCAAGACCUCAAUCGCCCGGGAGUUUCGAAAGUGGAACUUCUCUAACACGCCUUCUGAAGUUAAAAAGUCCAUACAAUGCGUGCAAACCUCAUUCAAAUGUUGCGGGGUAACCGACUAUCGCCUGGAUUAUUAUGCCGUACUACCUGCCUCAUGCUGCGACCAGUGGUCCAAGGGUGACAGUGCCGAUAAAACGUGCUACGAAUGGGAGGUGAGGCACCGGGAGGGCUGUAUGGAUAAAGUGGAGAAU
Messenger RNA from Oppiella nova, 291 nucleotides. NCBI's taxonomy places the organism in Eukaryota, Metazoa, Arthropoda, Arachnida, Sarcoptiformes, Oppiidae. The record is from the annotation of a GenBank genome assembly.